Molecule: messenger RNA, 2343 nt
Organism: Daldinia loculata
Lineage: Eukaryota; Fungi; Ascomycota; Sordariomycetes; Xylariales; Hypoxylaceae
Exons: 4
Coding region: 1-2343 (780 amino acids)
Biological process (GO): proteolysis
Molecular function (GO): cysteine-type peptidase activity
Source: RefSeq, a predicted model, not a curated record
AUGUCAGAAAAUACUAAGUCUUUGGCUCGCAAGGGGCGGGGUUCAUGCUCGCCAGUCAACCCUAUGACCCCUAAGUCACCUUCAGUCGAGCCACUCACUCCUAUUCAACUAGAAGAAGAUGCUGUCGCUUCGGUCGUUUCCCGCCUACAUAUCCCAGUGCUCCUGACGCAGCUUAUAAAGGCAUCGAAUGAGCUUGUGGGUAGUGAAGUGCUCGGCCAAUUCCUAUCCAUCUGUACCAUUUCUCAGCGAAAUGAACUACGCAGAAUAUCCGAGAAGCUUUAUCAGAGUUGUAACGACUUCUGCACCGAUGACCAGAAUAAAGCUGAUGAGAUAUCAAUAUCUCAGAAAGACCCCCUUCAACCCAACACCACCGGCAAUGACGGGUCAAAGGCCGGUCUCGGAGAACAGCGUAAGGCUAAUUUGAGGCCAUCCCUCAAGAUUGCCCUUCCGUCCAACGACAUACUUGAUAGAGCCCAAUCUACUAUUGAGGUCCUACCAGAAGGGAGAAGGGCACUUGACGGCAAUUCAAAGUCUCUCACCAGGGAACAGCGUAUGUCUACAAUAUCUACUCCCGAUACAAAUGGCCAGAGCGAAGAUUUAGACUCGUCCACUGAGUCUUUCGUAUUAUGUUCGAAAUCAAACAACCGGAAGUCAUCGAAUAUCCAGCAUGCUUCGGAAAGUUCAAAUGGUAGAAAUAAAAGAUUCCGUAGGGCGUCUCGGGGCUCACGGCGGCCAAAGGUUUUACCUCUAAGCGACUCGGACUCUUACAAUACGUCUACUGUAAGACGGACAUCAAGAGCUCCAAGCCCCGUGAAUAAUCUCCUCGAAUCUAGUCUUCCAAGUCCCGAAGACUCCCCUUUGAAAGGAUGUGAGCUAAGGUCUCAGGGGCAUCGUACUGGCAAAGGUGAUAGCCAGUUACUUCCACCGAUGGCUACGCAGUCCAGUGCCGAGUUUGCGAUGGAAAGUCUAUCCGAGAUUCAGGACUUCAAGCUACCAGAUAAUUCAUUAGACACCUACAAGGCUAUAUUCGCUUCACUAAAGCGCGAACAACAAGAUGAGUCGGUUUGGUCAGACGGAUCGGAAUGGAAGGGUCUAGUUGAAACGGCUUUUCUGGGCCGCCGAAGGAGUUCGAUUCACUAUGCCCUAACCGCGAUGGCACUGAGCCGCUGGUACGACGGCCAGGCAAGGCGGUACUCAUUAAAACCCCGCGCAGCUGCAACGGAGGUAUCGAGAAGGCUUCUUGGCGAACCCCCGAAAGAUUCAACCCAGAAGAUAGGGUGGGAAUUGCGCCGCAAGCGUCUCACGACACACUUGACGCGCGGCAGGAAAUGGGCUAAGCUAGUGGAUAGUCUUGGUUUCGGUAUUCUUUUCAAGGAUGCAUGGACGCUUGUCAAGACGGAUGAGCCUUUGCUGAUGAGGAUCAUCGCUUGCCUCCAAAUGUGCCCAGAGAAGAUGUGUAUUCUUCAGCUUCUAGGGGAGCAGAUGGAUCUGCUGCUUGAGCACGGGCAGACGCGCCCGGAUAUUCUAGAGCAGUCCCUCGAGAAACAAAAGCUUCUGGAUCGACGACCUUCUGUCAAGCUUACUAAAAUAAUCUCGGAAGGGAUUACAGACCUUCAAGCCAGGAUGAGGACGACCUCCUCAGAAGGCCAUUUUGAAAUUGAAUCUGCACAGUUUCGGUUUAACAGUGAUAUUCUAAGUGGUCUAGAGGGGUCGAACUGGAUUAGCCAUGAGCUGAUUUUGCUUUGCAUGCAUCUGGCCGAUAGGUUGCCGCAUAUUCGCAUCGGUUUCUCGGUUCCUAUUCAUGAAAAUAUUCGAGGACGAGAACGGAAAGUACUGCGUGAUCCCUUUGAAAGGGCUGCCGACCAGAUCGAGAAAUGGAACAAGGCAGAAAGCGAGGAUCGCCUAGUUUGCUUCUUCCCACUUUUCCAGAACGAUAACCAUUUCAGUCUUCUUGAGAUUAACCAGAGGGAUGGUCGCAUUUACCACUACGACUCUAAAGGAUAUAAAACUAGUGACAUCCAAGCGGCAUGCAAAAGGAAAUUUCCCAACCUACAGUACAUGAAUCAGAAAACCCCUUGUCAACUUGACGAUUUUAGCUGUGGCCCGUUGGUCGUUUCAAUGGCACGCCGCCGCAUGCUAUGCCAAGAUGUCAUUUGCGGUGACAUUGGCGAAGAAGAUGCCCUGCAACUCCGAGCCGAUGCUUUAAGCUUGGUCACAAAAGCUUGGUUGAGCAGCGUCAUAAUUCCAGCUCAAGCCCCAAUGGGAAAAAGAAAAAGGAAAUUUCUUACAAAGUACGACGGAGCUUCAAUCAAACGGCACAAGGCAAUACUGAUUGAAGAUUAA